AUGGAGAGCGCCAACCAGCGACCAGCAGGGGACGUAGCAACAGAUGCAACGGCAACCCGUACACCGCUGUCGUCGAACCUGUCUGCGGAAACCGCGUCUCCGGGUACGGCACCAGCAGCGCUGCACCCGGAGACUGCUGGACCAGAGUCCGCUGUUUCGGCUUCAGAAGCCCUGGACAACUGGCGCAGACGAGUAUGCAAAGCACUACACAAACUUACGACAGCGGAGUCGAUCUCCUCCAUAACCUCUGGGCUUCAGGUGCAUAGAGGAAAGCUUGCAGCCCUCGCAGACCUACUCGAGGAGCUCCACUUCAUCGAGUGCUGGGUACACGAGCUCGCCCUUCGUCGCGAAGCCGCACGCCUCGCAUCCGACUGUGCUUCACCGGAGCAGUCAGCAACCCGCGAAGAACCGCUCGUUAUUCCCGAUAUUCCAGCGUGUUUUGCCGACUCCCUCCUGAACUGGCAGGGCAUAUUCACGGAAACUUGCAAGCCAUCACCGCUCGACAUAGCCCUGUAUACCUGGCGAACAUGUUUCGGAGUUCUUCUGGCGGCUGCGAUCCAGCAUGCAGUCGCUAUCGAUGGCCACGCGCUGGUCCUCGAUUACCUAACCUCCUUCCUGACCCGCACUGGCUACUUUCAACAGAGCGUCUGCAGCGCAUGCCUGGCGAAACAGGCCACCACAACGCACCACCGGAUACACGGCUGGCAACCGCUACUCGAUAUGGUACCAAACGCGCUCAAUCUCUGGGAGACGACGCAGCUCGUUCAGCUUCUGCUUUGUAUCAUGCGAGGGUUCCUUUCCCUGUUAGCCAUCGAGUGCGCCGUAGCGACACUGCAGCUUUGCGAGCAAAUUCUCAAGCGACUGCAGUUGCUGGCCGGAGAAACCGGUAUACGCGCACCCGACACCGCCGACACCGCCCCGCGUGCGGAGAUUUUCCAGGUACCCGACGAAACACCAGAGUCGAUGAUCCAGAGUCAAGAGCGUCCACGCGAAACGCUGCCCAUUCCAGUGGCUCCCGAAAUGCCGUCCAGUGCGUCCACGGGGGAAGCGCUGCCAGAGCGCACGUCGUUCGAAGCUGUCCCUGCAAUGACCUCCGAUAUCGUCCAGGGGCAAAGUCGAAUAGCGCAACCCGCUCUGGAAAUGACCGUGCAAGCGUUGCGGGCAUUGCUGUUGUUUCAUCGCGGCCUUCUGGACGGUAUGCGCGGUGCCCACGAGGACAGCAUUGAUGCCUUCGAUGCGGCAGUGAUUCUGUGUGAAUCGCUCGAUCAUGGCGACUGGGCGUUAACCCCAGAAUCCGAAGCGAUGCUGCCGUCGGCAGCGGUGCCCAGCGGCCUAUUCCGUACUGCACCUAUUCGGGACUGGGUUCGAGUUGCCUACAACAACAGCGCCCUCUGCAGUGUGCAAGUGGAAGAUCUUGCGGAUGCUCUGGAGAAACUUGAUCAGGCGAAGCGUUUCUCGGUUUCAGCAGCGACGGCAUGGCUAUCGGAUCCGUGUUCGUUAGGACGCAACGAGGACGUGGAGCGCUCUGCGGAGAUGCCGCUGCAUUCCGAGGAGCACUGUGUGCAUGCCCAUUACGCCUGGGUUGCGGAGCGUGUGCCGUGGGAGCUGCAGCCUACCGACCAUAGUGCGGCCCUAGAAUGGUCCUCGGUUAUCCAGCAAUUCGAGGAUACGAGUCUCAGACGCUGA
Messenger RNA from Cyanidioschyzon merolae strain 10D, 1686 nucleotides. RefSeq lists its product as hypothetical. The record is from RefSeq and is a predicted model, not a curated record. The transcript has a single exon. Bases 1 to 1686 code for a protein of 561 amino acids. NCBI's taxonomy places the organism in Eukaryota, Rhodophyta, Bangiophyceae, Cyanidiales, Cyanidiaceae.